UAUUAACCAUCUCCACAUGUGGACGUAAAUAAAAACUUUGGUUUGGAAAGAAAACGUUUUUUUAGGUAUCCACUAAAGUGAAACUAACAUGAUGGACGAAGAAGCAGACUUUGUAGACACGGUUAGCGCAAGCGAAGAUGAGGAUGAUGAGAAAAGUCAUGCGAGAUUGUUGGAUGCUAUUUCUAGCCUUGACGGGAAAAAAGUCAACAAGAGAAGCCAGAGGACAGUGCCCUCCAAUGAAGUCUCAGAAUUUCACUUCAAAGCUUCGUCAGAUGACUCCAAAGUUAAGUUACACGAGCUGAUGGGGACUCUGAAGACCUCGGCCAGACAUGGUUCUUUAAAGACCAAACUCAACAAGGUCCAGAACCAGAAGGUGGUGCCGGUACCACUCCCCAAACACCAGAAAGAGAAGAUUGAGAGAGGAGUUGCCUAUAGCAAGACAGCCAAAGAGAUUUCUAAGUGGGACCCAGUAGUCAGGUCUAACAGAGAGGCAGAGCAGCUGCAGUUUCCACUACAGAAAACAGAGAUCCACCUACACAAUAACACGGGGAAAUUCAGUCAUUUCAAACCCCGUACCCCACUAGAGAUGGAGAUAGCUGCCGUCCUACACGGAAAUAAAGACGACCUGCCAACCCAAAAUAAAGAACUGACACCUGCUGAGGAGAGGAUAAUAGCAGCCAUGAGCCUAGAGGAGGCCAAAGAAAGAAGAGCAGAACUUCAGAAAUUCCGAGCCCUAAUGUCAUAUAAAGAGGCCAAGGCCAAGAGACAGAAGAGAAUCAAAAGCAAAAAAUUCCAUCGAAUAAUGAAGAAAGACAAGCUAAAGCAGGAGAAGAGAGCGUUUGAAGAGCUACAGAAGAAUGACCCCGAGGCUUAUAAUGAGAAACUGGAGGAGGCCGAGAGGCAGAGGAUAGAGGAGCGAAUGAGUUUGAAGCAUAGAGGAGGCAGCAAAUAUGCCAAGAAACAAAUGCUGUAUGCCAAGUUUGAUGAUCAGGCAAGACAGAGGGUUCAGGACAUGUUACAGAAGAGUCGAGAACUGACUCAGAAGGUGGUCCCUGUCAGCGACAGUGAAGAAGAGGAGGAGGCUCAGAUUGACUCAGAGGAAGAAAUGAUGAAGAGGGAGUUAGCUGCCCUUUCUUCUAAUCCAUGGAUGAAGGUUCAGACACCAGCAGCUCCGACAAAGUCCGAGUUUUCUCGCCCGGAGGUCAUGCUCAACAGCGAAGGUCAGGAGGAGGACAGAGAGAGUGAGAGAAGUGAGUCUGAGGAAGAAGGGGAUGUGCUGAAGAAGAUGGGGAGGGAGCUUAAGAAGAAGAAGCAGCAGAUUCAGGAGGUCAGUCAGAUGGUUAGUAAUGUGGAGGAGGGAAUCGACGAAAUCUUCCAGAAACUGGAGGAUAAAGCACAGGAUGAAGAGAAGAAGGUGGAAGUGUUUGUGAUGGAAGACGCAAAGGGAAGUAAGAGGAAGAAAAAAAGGAGGAAGAAGAAAAAUAAGGAGGAGAAAUUGAAGGAUGAGGGAGAGAAGGAAGAGGUGGAAGAUGUUCCUUUGAUCAGUGAAGGAUUAAAGAGGAAGAAGACUCUGGAAGAUUUGGAGGAAGACGAUGCAGAGUCAGAAGAGGAUAUCCCUAUAUAUUCCAGGACAGCUGUACCAAACACAGACAGUAUCUCCAGUGAAGAUACCAAAACGGGGGAGGUGAAUAUAGAUCCUAAAAAGAUAAUCACAUUAGAGACUAAGUUAUCAGACGUCGCGAAUCCAGACGUCACCACUGGCGAUAAUGAGGAAGAAUCUGAUGAAGAGGAGACGCAGCGAUCACUCAUCGCCCAGGCCUUCGCUGAGGACGACGUUGUCGACGAGUUCGUAAAGGAGAAGAACGCCAUCAUUGACCGAGACAAACCCAAGGACCUGGACCUGUUUCUCCCGGGGUGGGGAAGCUGGGGAGGGGAGGGGGUAAAAGUGUCCAAGAAGAAACGCAAAAAGUUCUUGAUAAAAGCCCCUGAGGGACCACCACGGAGGGACGAUAAACUGGGUAACGUGAUCAUCAGCGAGAAAAAAGAUAAAGCCAUCAGUAAACAUCAGGUGAGUGAUCUACCCUUCCCGUACGUAUCUGUGGAUCAGUAUGAGCAGUCAAUACGAGCUCCCAUCGGAAAAACUUGGAACCCAGAGACGGCGGUCAGGGAACUAGUCAAACCAAAAGUGGUCACGAAACUCGGCAGCAUCAUAGAGCCCAUCAACAAGGCGGACGGACCGGAGCUUCUUCGUCAGGUUUUCCUGGAGCGUGGGUGGAUCGAGUUUGACGAGGAUUCUCAGGAGGAUUACGACUGGAACAUUUGGUGGAGAACCUCCAGGUUCCGUAACUGUGAUUACGACAACAUCCAGAAAUGGCAGCGACUGAACCACUACCCCAAGUCAACAGGGAUCACCAAAAAGGACUGUCUGGCACGGAACCUGAAGCGAAUGAAGGGGGUCCACGGAGCGGGCGUUUACAACUUCUGUCCCAUGACCUUUAAUCUGCCCAACGACUACACACGCUUUGUGGCGGAGUACAGUAAACUGAAACAGAAACAGAAUGACUCCAAAACUCUGUACUGGAUUUGUAAACCAGCUGACAUGUCCAGGGGGAGGGGGAUUUUCAUUUUCAGUGACAUAUCAGAUCUACAAUACGACUGCAAUGCGGUUCUUCAGCGAUACAUAUCCAAUCCUCUUUUGAUUGGGGGAUACAAGUUUGACGUUCGAAUUUAUGUGGCAGUGCCGUCAUUUCACCCUCUGACAAUUUACAUAUAUGAAGAAGGAAUUGUGAGAUUUGGAACAGAAAAGUUUGACUUGUCUGCUCUACACAAUGUCUUUGCUCAUCUUACCAACACAUCUAUAAAUAAACACAGUCCAGCCUACACGACGGACAAGGAGCGAAUUGGUCCAGGGUGCAAAUGGACUCUGACACAACUUCGCUAUUAUUUCCACCAGAACCACAUUGACGACAGUGUUCUCUGGAUCCGAGUCAUGAAUCUUAUCAUCCUAACCGUUCUAGUUCAGGCUCCACAAGUUCCUAAGGUAGAGAAUUGUUUUGAGCUGUAUGGAUUUGACGUUCUCAUCGACGAGAAUCUUAAACCCUGGCUACUGGAGGUGAACUUUAGUCCUUCUCUCAGCUCCGAUUGUCAGUCUGACAUCAUAGUGAAAAAGCCAUUACUACAUGAUCUGAUGGAUCUCAUGCAUUUCAAGGAGCAGGACAAGGAGAGAGGGGGAGAGGCCUUCAGACAGAUGACCAGCAGGUCCAAGGCCCUGGAAACUGACCGAUACUCCUCGGUCAGCAGGACUGGCAGAAACUCGGCCAUGCACAGAAGUACAUCCAACUUCCAAAAAAGUUUGAGUGCUCUCAGCAAGCAACAGUCAACAGUGAAAGAGAGUACUUCUUACAUAGAGCAAGACAACGAAGCAGAAAAGCAAAGAGAGGCUGAAAGGAUGUGCUUUGGACUGCCAUUGGUCAAUCCAACAGAGGAUGAAAAAAGGCCGGGCAGUGCCAGCUCUGGUGUUUCCAGUGCAGGAAGUGAAAAAUUGGAGGAAGUGGAAAAGGAUCUGAAACCUCGCAUUCCCAAAAGUGCCAGUGCAGGCCAGCUUCAUAGAGAGAAGAGUCGGACGUCUGUGACUUUCAGUAUAGGACCGCCCAGUGCUAGGUCAGUGGUGAAGACUCCGAGUCUCACUGAUGUAAAUAAUAACCACCCCACUAGUCAAUCAGUGAUUCACACGACAAUUGGUCCCGUACAGACUGUGUUUGUGCGAAGGUCCAGCACACUUUCCUCUAAUUCCAAGUCCCAGAGGGCAGAAAAAGCGUCCAUAAAAAGCUCCGCUACCUCGGACAGUGCAAUAUCCAGUCUCUACUCAGGCUCAGGGAGCGAAAACUCCGAUCUGGUGUCGCUACCAGAGGACUCACGACGACGACCCAAAAACAUGGUGUCCAGUCAACGGAGACCCAGCUACACGUACGGACAGACCAAUGACAGCAUAACAAAUCUAAAGAGUAAUAAACCCUCAGAACCAAAGAGCACUUUACCUUCAUCAUCUAGUCAACCUUCAUCUGGUAUCAAGUCACUGCGGCCAAAUGGAAACUCUAAUGCCUUGAGAAAAAUUUCUUCCUCUGGGACUGUUACCCCAAAGCCAAGUUUGCACCCCCAGAGGACAUUAAGUCGAGUGCAGCAGAUGAAUUAUGAUGUCCCUUCAUCACAACGAGAGGCUCGAUCCUCCUUAAACCAAAUCAAUCCACAACGAAACCAACCCCGGCGAUUCACACCAGCCAACGAAUCUCAGGCACCUUUUGCCAAGGUGUCUUUACGAAAAUCCCAGGUUAGUAGGAUGGGAGAGCAGGAAGGAGGUCACCCGACACGUAGAAGCAUUAACGGGUCACGUAUGAGCAUCCGUAACCGCACCCAACUUAACAGUCAGCAGGGGAGAUCCAAAAUCAAAGGUCCCCCGUCCCGGGUCGGCAGCUUCUACCUCGCAUUUCCCUUCAAUGAGGUCACCUACAAGACAGCCAAUGGAACGCUGGACGCUCACGUUGUGAUCCGCGAGUCACAGAAGAUUCUCAGGGAAGUCUUACAUAAUGUGGACAAGGCUAAGGGAGAGAAGAAGUCGGGGGGAUACCUGCCAUUUGGUGCCAAAGAGGAUUCCGAGCAGGAACGACUCUGGCCCCCGGUCAAACCCCCGCCAGAAGUCACAUGAUCAGAUUCUGAUGAGGAAAAUAGAGAAUCCAUGAAAGAGAAGGAAUACUCCCCCUUCAUACUACAGCUGCCCUCUGCUUCUGUCCCGAGAACCAAAGGCCGGGGUCUACUAAAUAAAGUGUCUGUUUGUGUUUGUCAAAAAUAUUCCUUAAGACCAUAAAUCUCCUUUUCACUUAUUAUGUAAUUAUAAGAAAGUAAAAUCACUGAUUAAAGCCAGUGCAGUUUUUGGAUAAUAAAAAAAAAAAAAGAGAAAAAUUAAAAUCUUGCAACUUCAGUGCCUGAAAAAAAGUCAGUUUGUUAGAAAUUAAUAAUUAUGUAUUACAUGUACAAAGUGUAUUUUAUGCAAUUUACACUGGUGCAAAUAUUUAAUCAACGAAUUUAAAGUAUCUUAGAUAUUAAUUGCUCAAUCAUCAAUUUUUGAAUGAAAAAUAAGCACACAAUGGUCAAAAGAAUUCAUGUAAUUUUGUCAUCUUAUCGUUUAAUCUUGACAGGAGUUGUUCCCCUUUUUGCAGCGUGUUUGAUGAACACAUAUUUUUAUUUAAUAUACAUUGUAAUGAUGUUAUUUUUGUACAAAUAAGAAUAGAAAAAAAUCCAAACUCAAGCACUAUAGAUGUUGACAUGCUUUAGGUCUUGAAAUCAGUGCUUUUAACUUUGUUAAUAUUUAUUAGCUAAAAUGAAAUAAAUUGGAUAGUGUACCUAAAAUAUUGACCAAUCCAUUGUAUAAUUUUCUGUUAUUUGUAAUUUAUUACAUUCAAAAGAAAUAACUGUUCUUAGAAGACAGAGUCAUAGAUAAUAAUCAUUAAUGGAAGGUCAUGAACCCUAUAGCUGUAAUUCCGUGUAUUGUUUUGUCAUAUUUUGUAUGAAGUUGUUAAUAUAGUGGCAAUUAUUUUUGUAGUCAUUCUGUUUCUAUGUGUUGUUUCUCCUUCUGAUGGUGCUGUGUUUAUUUUUCCUAUGUAUCCCCCAUUUUUUUUUUUUUUUGUUAACUGUUUUUCAUUUUAAUUUGUUUUUCCAAUUUAUGUGUGAAGCAUGAUUAUGAAUUCAGCAUUACUGACUGUAAAGAAAGGUAGCAAUAUAUUUUUU
Molecule: messenger RNA, 5781 nt
Organism: Saccostrea cuccullata (small rock oyster)
Lineage: Eukaryota; Metazoa; Mollusca; Bivalvia; Ostreida; Ostreidae
Exons: 17
Coding region: 89-4702 (1537 amino acids)
Biological process (GO): protein modification process; rRNA processing
Cellular component (GO): small-subunit processome; nucleolus
Source: RefSeq, a predicted model, not a curated record